Molecule: messenger RNA, 1311 nt
Organism: Eurypyga helias (sunbittern)
Lineage: Eukaryota; Metazoa; Chordata; Aves; Eurypygiformes; Eurypygidae
Product: myosin-IIIb-like
Exons: 13
Cellular component (GO): myosin complex
Molecular function (GO): ATP binding; cytoskeletal motor activity
Source: RefSeq, a predicted model, not a curated record
GUCAAUCCGUUGCUUGAAGCUUUUGGCAACGCUCAGACUGUGAUGAAUGACAACAGCAGCCGCUUUGGAAAAUACAUACAGCUGCGUUUCCAGAAGAAUACAGUGCAAGGUGCAAAGCUGAGCGAGUACCUGUUAGAGAAGUCACGGGUAGUGCAACAAGACACUGGGGAGAGGAACUUCCACAUCUUCUACUACAUGUUUGCUGGACUCUCUUCAGAGGAAAAGGAGAUGUAUGGGCUAUUGGAUCCUUCACUCUACAGGUACAUAAGUGGACGAUUUGGUACACAGGAUGUAGCUCAGCGCUGGAAGCACAAAUACCAAGAGGUGUGCAAUGCCCUUGACAUGGUGGGCUUCCAAGAACAGGAGCAAGUGGACAUGCAGGCUAUCUUGGCUGGUGUGUUGUCUCUGGGCAAUGUGACCUUUGAGCCUGAGGAGAACAGUGGGUCUGUAAAAGUGAGUGAAGCCUCCCGGGGGUGGCUGAAGGCUGCAGCGGGUCAGUUUGGAGUCCAAGAAGAUGAACUGUUAAAAUGCCUUAUUUGUACGAUGUCAGUGACCCGAGGCGAGCAGAUUCAGCGUUUUCACACCCAGCAGCAGGCAGAAGAUGCUCGUGACUCCAUUGCAAAGGUGGCAUAUGGCCGAGUAUUUGGCUGGAUUGUUUGCAAGAUCAAUGAGCUGCUGGCUGAGAACGUGGAUCCUGCGGUGGAGCUGAAGGAGAUAGGUAUCUUGGAUAUUUUUGGGUUUGAAAACUUUCCAGUGAAUCGUUUCGAACAGCUUUGCAUAAACUUGGCCAAUGAGCAGCUGCAGCAUUUCUUCAACCAUCACAUUUUCCAGAUGGAGCAGGCUGCCUAUAAGGAAGAAGAGCUGCCUUGGGAGACUAUCACAUUCAAUAAUACUGAACCUAUUCUGAACAUGCUGCUGGCCAAGCCAGUUGGGCUCCUGUCUCUUCUGGAUGAACAGAGUGCAUUCCCUCAGGCAACUGAUAAGACGUUUGUGGAUAAACUAAACAGCAGCUUCAAGGGGAAUUUGCACUUCCAGCCAGGUCGAGGCCGUGUUUUGUGCUUCAGUAUCAUUCACUAUGCUGGAAAAGUACAGUACACCGCUGGGGGCUUUCUGGAGAAGAACAGAGACACCUUGCCAGCCAACGUCCGUGGGCUCUUCAUCAACAGCAUCACCCCCUUGCUCAGUGUGCUGUUCACAGCCACUGUCUCCAGGACAGGGACACUGAUGCCCCACAUGAAAGCCAAGGUCUUCCCAGGAGCAGAUGACAAAUUCAACAGCACACGAAAACAGUCUGCUGGAGCUCAGUUCCGG